This is a messenger RNA of Coniophora puteana RWD-64-598 SS2, 564 nucleotides long. RefSeq lists its product as uncharacterized. The coding region runs from base 1 to 564 and encodes 187 amino acids. The transcript has a single exon. The record is from RefSeq and is a predicted model, not a curated record. Lineage: Eukaryota; Fungi; Basidiomycota; Agaricomycetes; Boletales; Coniophoraceae.
AUGCACUGCGCUCCGCCGAACCACUUGCGCCCCCAGUACCUAGCCAUGGGCGUUAUUGUCAAUGUCCGCAAAGUAGACACGCCGACGACGACAAGAGUUGGACUACGCACCCUCCCCCUCUUCUACCUCAGAGACUACAGCACCAUCGACGGCACCACAUUUGAGGUUGGCAGGCAUCUCACCGCAUUCUACGAGACAAUCGACCCCUACGCAAGCAACAGGAGGAUUGCACGCCCCCUCUUCAGUGGCUAUGCCACCACCGUGGUGAACGCAGACCAAUACUGGUCAUACUUUCUGGUGGAACGGGCAGAGACCUUUGCCCCUAACCCCAUCCCAUUCCUCGCGGAGCCGGUUACCCCCGGCCCGGUGGUCCUUGCGGUCAAAAACUUCUUUUAUACGCCGACGACCUCGGACAUCAAAUGGACACGCGCACUACGCUUCUCCCUCCUUGUCAGCAAGAUCGUAUGGCCCAACAUCGACUAUAGUCAGGAAGUCGACUACGGAUCGCCGACCUUUCUCUGGGAAGGGUCUAUCCAUGGAACACCCACAGCGCUGUCCGCCUGA